This is a messenger RNA of Polistes dominula (European paper wasp), 1176 nucleotides long. RefSeq names its product nuclear factor Y-box B (gene Nf-YB). Gene Ontology annotation, biological process: regulation of transcription by RNA polymerase II. Lineage: Eukaryota; Metazoa; Arthropoda; Insecta; Hymenoptera; Vespidae. Gene Ontology annotation, cellular component: nucleus; CCAAT-binding factor complex. Gene Ontology annotation, molecular function: protein heterodimerization activity; RNA polymerase II cis-regulatory region sequence-specific DNA binding; DNA-binding transcription activator activity, RNA polymerase II-specific. The record is from RefSeq and is a predicted model, not a curated record.
GCAACGUUUAUGGUUAAAACUAACAACAAUAACACGAACAUAAUUUGUGAAGAGGUUAGGAGAACAAAACUUAUAUAUUAUUUAAAUUAAGAAAUAAAAUAUUAUUAUAGAAUGGAAAAUAGUGGUGAAAGUGGCGAUGACGGUGGACCUUUAGGACCUACAACCUUUUUAGGAGGAAGUGGUGUUUCAGCCUCAUACAUAGGCGUACAGUCAGACGAUUUGGAAGAAAAUACAGAUGAUUCCAACCAUGGCGGUGGUGACCCUUUGCAAGGCAGUGGAGGUGGAAGUGGUAGUGGUCCACUACGAGAACAGGAUCGUUUUCUCCCUAUAGCUAAUGUUGCCAAAAUUAUGAAACGGGCUAUACCUGAAUCAGGAAAAAUAGCUAAAGAUGCACGGGAAUGUGUACAAGAAUGUGUAUCCGAGUUUAUAUCGUUUAUCACCUCAGAAGCAAGUGACCGGUGUCAUAUGGAAAAAAGAAAAACCAUUAACGGAGAAGAUAUUUUGUUUGCAAUGACUAAUCUUGGUUUUGAUAAUUAUGUAGAACCAUUGAAAGUUUAUCUACAAAAAUAUAGAGAAGCUACCAAAGGUGACAAUCCUCCGGGUACAGGAACAACGACCGGUAAUGGAAAAGUAGAACCUCAGGGUACCAUAUACGAAGAUCAAUUAUUCACAAUUGCAACAGAUUCCAAUGCGACUACCUCAGAUACACCUGUAAUCUACAGUUACUCCUCUACCGAUCAAAUGCAAUUCCAACUUUCUUGAUCAGUGCAUUUUAAAUUAGUAUUAAAUGGAAUUUUUUUUAUUGCCUUUUGUAGAAGACAAUGAAACAUGACAAGUUUUCAUACAAAAGAAAAGACAAAAUCAAUCUAAUAUCAUUAAGUCAUUAAAUAUAAUAUCAUGCAUUAUUGCAUCUUAAGUGAAUAGCACAUUGACUAUUUUAAAUGUUCUUUAUAAAGAAAUAACAAUGGAAGGAAAUAAAUGAAGAGAUUUAUCAACAAACGUUCGUUUACUUCAUCAAACACCGGAAAGGGUAGAAAAAACGUAGCCGAUCAUUUAUUAUUCUCACUGUGAGCACUAAAUUUCAUUUAACUAGUAUUAAUUCUUUAUGAUAUAUUGUGACUUAAGUCAAACCGAAUAGUAGUGUCGAGAUAUGCUAUUUAAAUAUUUUCUUUGUUU